Molecule: messenger RNA, 3536 nt
Organism: Carcharodon carcharias (great white shark)
Lineage: Eukaryota; Metazoa; Chordata; Chondrichthyes; Lamniformes; Lamnidae
Product: endothelin-2-like
Exons: 5
Coding region: 101-670 (189 amino acids)
Biological process (GO): regulation of systemic arterial blood pressure by endothelin; regulation of vasoconstriction; intracellular calcium ion homeostasis
Cellular component (GO): extracellular region
Molecular function (GO): hormone activity; endothelin B receptor binding
Source: RefSeq, a predicted model, not a curated record
GAGUACAGCAGGAUCUGAGAGCGCUCAGGUCUUUAAACAAAUAACAAAUACCUUGUACUGCAGGACUUAGUGUCCCGACCAGGUUUUAUACUCAGCAAAGAUGGGUUGCAAUUUGAGAGGAUUAUUUGCUGUAGCGACUGCUCUUAUUUUAUUGGAAAAUGGUUGUGGCUUCCGCUUGUCGGGGUCCAGUGAGGCCAACAUUCAGCAUCUGAGGAGAGAGAAGCGCUGUUCUUGUAACAACCUGAGAGACAAGGAAUGCAUCUACUUCUGUCACAAGGACAUCAUCUGGGUCAAUACACCAGGGAAAACCACACCUUAUGGCUUAGGAAGUCCAGCAACACGCCGCAAAAGAUCAACUCCAAGGUGCGAAUGUGCAAAUUCCAAGGACAGAAUAUGUUCACAUUUUUGCCAGUUGGACACAUUGAGAGACAGUAGUAUCCAGCAGCAAACUGGAAGCACAAGCACACAAAACCAAAAGCCACCCCAGCACCAAACCAUUAACUCCAGCAUAAAGCAGCAGCACCACAGAACCCGGAAUGGACAUCUGUUUCGGAUUUUAAGACAAAUUGCAUCAUCAAAAAUCCAGACAAUUCAGAGGGAGUACUUCUUAAAGAAGCAAAAUCGAGUUACUUUGACACGGGAUGAGCUAUACCGAGAGGGAAGGAGAUGAGCUGUCCAGGUUAAGUUUACUCUUUUCCUGAGAGAGAAGGUGCCGUCUUCGGCUUCUGUUUCUUCUUCCAUUGAUGGCACGUGAGGUGCCAGAAGUGAACAAGAAGAUGGCUGGAGGGAUUGGAUGCACACCACAAGUAUUAAUCAGCUGGCGUUGAGCGCUUGUGUCCCUGUAUCAGAAGUAACAAUGGAGAGAGAGACAUGGAGAUCAAGGAAGAAAGCUGAGCCUGAAUGCUGUUCAGGAUUUGUCAGAACCCUUAUAUAUUUUUUAAAAAUGGCUUGGGAUUGAGCAGGAUACUUAUAACAGUUUGCUAUAUCUAUAUAGCAAGGUUGGUAAGAGGGGAAAAAAUACUGACUUUAAAAUACAUCUACCUCCACAAUGUGAUGACUGGUCAUCUUCAGGUAACUUCAGUGAACUGGACAUAAAAUGAUAUCAGUCACCUAGGCAUGGGAUCUCCAUCAAGUACCAGAACUGAAUGCAUGCAAAUGCUGAAGCUGAGAUUGUGAUAUAAAAUAGCCUUGCACUUACCUCAAUUCCUGGUAUAAAGCACUGUUGUGCUGAUCCAUAACCAGUUAAUGAAUCACUUGGGUCUUUCUUACUGGUGUUGUCUAUGAAGCAGGAAAAGUACGUUUUUUGCUUGUUGUUUUGCAGUCUGCACUUUCCUAGGUAAAGUCAGUAGCUGUUUUUAUGAGUAUUGACUCACUAAGUGAUGGCGUUGAAGUGAAGCUGUGCAUUAGUGGAAAAACCUGCCACUGCAUGUGAAACUGAGCCACAUCCACCCUGAUUUAUGCUGGCGCCAGUGGAGCAGUAGUAGAGAUAGGUUCCUGCUGCUGUUUACUGUUUGUUGGCUCCACUCCUGGAAGGUGCACCCAUGUGGAUGUUGCAUGGCAAGAGUGUUGGGCAUAGUGACAGCAUUAGGCAUGGCUGUGAUGCCCAUCUGCAAUCAGCCUACCAGUGCUUGUCAUGCGUGUUCACACACAGGCACUAGGGUACAGUACCAGAGGGUAACUGAGAUCCAUGGAGGUGUAUGUCAGCAUGAGACAAAAUGUGCAGGACAAGAUGAAGAGAGAAAAUCACCUGAGGGACCAAUACAUGGAAUUAUUAAAAUUGGUCUGCCAAGCUCUGUGAUUCAGUGUAUUAGCAAAUGUCAAAUCACAUAUUUAAUCCUUUUGCUUUGGACACACAAGCUUAAUAAUAAUCACUGGUGAGAGCAAACAAAUGCUUAUUUUGUUUGUCUGACAUUCAUCUAUCUAUUAUUUUAACACACAUUAACCUUUCCCCUAAAAUAACACAAAUGAAAUGCCCUUUGAAUGCAGUGUGUUCAUUCGCUGAUCUCACCAGUGAUCGCUUCCAGGUGGCUAUUCAUGUUAUUACAUGUCUCCUGAACUAUCAGCACUCUGGCUUUCAGGGAGCUGAGAUGUGGUUAGAAUUAACCCUAUCACACAUAUUGUUAGAUAGACCCAGAGACCAUAGAGUAGAGCUUUUCAUUCUACGUCAACAGACUUUAACAUUCUUCUAUUUUCAAUCUGUUUCUGCAUAGCCGAUUUCCAUGUUAAAUCUAAGGGGAGGAAGCAUAGGUGAUAUUAAGCAAUACAGUCCAGCCAUUUCAUUAGGAUUGACCUGCAUACGGGUAUAAACUUAAUACCUUUUAGAUCGUACAUGUUUGCUAUGUUUAAUUGUCACACUUAGAAAAUGUUACAUGUUAGUAACCAUGCAAACAAUGAUGGACAAGAAGAUCCUCAGGGCGCGUACAGCCUGACCCAUAUGAUGGUGAUUGUGAUGCCUUACAUGACAAUAUAGACACUCCCCUCCCCACCUGAAAAAUCACACAAUGUCCUGGGGGAUGACAAAAAAACCAAAUAGUAAACCCAGAGCAUUUUGGAAGGAAAGAAAUUUGAGAAGUUCCUCUCCAAACUUUUUUGGUGAUUGAACCUAGUGUUGGAUGUUAUUCUGGCUUGGUUUUUAAGUCAUGCAGUACCUACCUUUAUUUUUCCCCAAGGUGAUCUUGUGACCAUAUAAAAGAGAUUUAGAAACCAGACUGUUUGCACUCCCAGAUGCAGGCUCCUAUCUGAAAUGAGAUUGAUCUAAAGCGAUGACUUUAAGAUGUUCUGCCAAUUCUAUAAAAUUAAACUAUCACUAUUGGUGAACUUGGAAGGUAAAUAUUCAAAGGCAGUGACUGUGCUUUGGAAGCAAGACAUUGGGCUCAUUUAUUGAACAGCUAGAUGCUGUAAUGGGGUGAUGGCAGGAUUGGUGAGUGAGAUGUAUUGAGCUGAAAGGUCUUCUGCUGAACCAGUCUUGGUAAUCAGGAUAUCACAAUGCUGGUCAUUUUCUCUUCUCUGCUAAUUCUGUUGUCCAUUAUAAUCUCCUUUUCACUCAUUCUGGUGGCCUUCACGAAGGGGGAUCUGCAUCGAACUGUGUACUUGGAGGGUGAGCAAUAACCCUGUCCAGCACCAAAAGAAUUAUUAGCAUCUUCUCAGUGUGUACAGAAUGGGUCACUAAAAGGGUUAUUCUCCCAGAAUUUAUUGCAGGGAGCAAGGGCUGAGUGGACUUGCAGGAACAGUGUCACCAUUCAGUGCCCUGUGUUAUCUUGCAGCAUGCACACCAUGCAAAGUGGGUAAUUGGCCUCUAUCCAUGUGAGGUGAUCAUUCAAACCAUCACUGUACAAUGCUAAGACAACUGUUAAUUUAUUACUAACGAUCUGUUAUAUACAGUGAUAAGCUGAUCAACAUUUCAAUUAUUAAUUCUAAUCAAUAUUUAAUUAAUUUAUGAUACUCUGUAAAUUAUUGUAAUUCAGUGUACUUUGGAACUACUGAUUUUAUGAUAUAAAACAUCUAUGGAUAGAAAUAAAUAUAUUUGUUACCAUGAA